This is a messenger RNA of Corythoichthys intestinalis (scribbled pipefish), 4164 nucleotides long. Its product is annotated as DENN domain-containing protein 2A. The coding region runs from base 363 to 3542 and encodes 1059 amino acids. Gene Ontology annotation, cellular component: actin cytoskeleton. NCBI's taxonomy places the organism in Eukaryota, Metazoa, Chordata, Actinopteri, Syngnathiformes, Syngnathidae. Gene Ontology annotation, biological process: retrograde transport, endosome to Golgi. The record is from RefSeq and is a predicted model, not a curated record. The transcript is spliced from 20 exons.
GGCCUGGGGAAUGCAGCGCUGUGAAAACUUUGAGGAAUAGAAAGAGAGAAAGCAAUAGGAAAAGAGGGAGGCAUUACUAUUGAAAGAAAUAGGAGACAGAGUGGAAGGAAAAUGAAAAAAGCUGUCAACAUCUGAUGCGGCACUACGCUUGGAAGGAGGGAUUGUCCUGAAGUUUUGUGCCUUUUUCUUCAAACGCUGGUUAGACAGGCGUUGGAAUGCCUGCCGAGAGACGCCGGGGACAGCGGCAUAGGGAGUGAGGAGAGCCAUGCAAGACUUGGAUGCUGCCUUCUGCCGUGUCCGGUUAUGCAAAAUGAGGGACGACCAGGGGAGCGCUUUAUCAUGGCUCAGCCAGCUUGGAAAGGAUGCCAGCUGCUAGCACAAUGACUGGUGGGAGGGCACUGCUGCUCUGUACAAACACUGACAACUGUAUCUACCAAUCAGUCAACGGGCUCCAGUGCUGUGGCUUGAAUAUUGGGGAGGCUCCCUCGUCUGUGGUGCCCCAGUGCCAAGAGGUGUGUGGGCUACCAGCAGACAGAGACAAGAGGGACAUUGCUGUGCGCACCACUUGUCCCAUCUCCCCCUUAAUCAGCCAGAAGGACAUCCAGGAUCCUCCAGACAACAUGCUGACUCACAGGAGAGCAGCUAGCACCAGUGACCCGAGAACUUCCAACGUGGAGAACGGACAGUGCGGCAAGCUGAAUAGGUGCCAAGCAGGAGUCAAGGCUGCAAGCAUCCGUGAUAAAAUCUCCCAAUGGGAGGGCAAAAAGGAUCCUAUCCAAGCAAUUUCAAUGGACAUUUGUCCAUUUAGCACAACACAGAAGGAAAUUGAGUCCGUGAGAAAAAAGGAAUUCAAAGUUUCGGAGGUCCAACGAACAAACAGCAAGAGGUUUGUAAGCUGGGACAGGCAAGACUCAGGAAAGGAAAAUGCCGGAAAGCUCGGGGAUGUGAGGGCUAAAUCUCCAGAAGGCUCAACAAACAAGGACAAAGAACUGAUUUUAGAACGCGGACUGUGGGCUUCUAAGGCAACAGAACAGGCACAAGACAAGAAAACUGUUUUAACUCAUGUUAAGAAACUGGAAAAGGCAACAAAAGAAGUUUCUGGUGGAACAUCGCUGUCUUUUCCAGGGAAUUACUUCAGCCCACCGUCAAAAGAGGAACUGGAAGAAACAGAAAAACGUGGCAUUGAACCAAUUUUUGGAACUUUCGAUGUGUCUCGGCCUGCUGGUUCGCGGUGGAGGAGAGAGGGAGAUCCAGAGAACGUAUACAGUGAGCCAGGAGCUCCGUCUAUUAACCCUUUGCCAAAACCUCAGAGAACCUUCCAGCACCACACACCGCCUUCUACCCCAAUUUCAAGGCCUGGCUCUUGUAAGGGCAAGAGGACUUUGCCGCCAUUGCCCUCCAUUCCCCCUCCACCUCUGCCUACCUGCCCACCUCCUGGAGUUUGCAGGAGACCGUGGAAAGAAAGAUCUCAUGACAGCAACAACCGAAAGUCAUACGAAUUUGAGGACCUGCUCCAGUCAUCAUCAGAAAGCUGCAGGGUGGACUGGUACGCUCAGUCCCGCCUCGGCCUCACACGCACUUUAUCGGAGGAGAAUGUCUAUGAGGACAUAAUCGAUCCCCCAUCCAAAGAGAAUCCUUACGAAGACAUUGAGCUGGAGAGAAGUUGCCUUGGUAGCAAAUGUGUUUCACCUGUUUCUUCUUCUCCCAUUCCUGACACGCCAACUAAGCUUUGUUCCAAGCCUGGUUUCUUCAGACAGAACUCUGAGCGACGAAGCUUCAAACUCUUAGAAUUACGUAAGACCAACAGGGACGCCGGUGUGUCCUCACCAUUGCGUGCCAGCCCACCUUCUACACCCAGCAGCCCGGAUGAUACUCCUUGUCUCUCCGGAGACCCAUACAACCGUCGACGGCGGAAAAUCCCCAAGAUGGUGAUGAAAAUCAAUUGCAUCUUCGAGGCUCGGAGGGGAAAGAAGCGCAUGAAGAAGGUGUCGCAGUCAACAGAGUCCUGCUCAGGCAGAGUGACUGAUGACAACAGUGAGUCAGAAAGUGAUACAGAGGAAAAACUUAAAGCUCAUAGCCAGAGACUAGUGUCGGUCCAGUCUAUGUUGAGGCAGACGGGACGGUAUCGGACAUUGGAAAGGGAUGUGAUUGAGGAGAGAAAACUCUUUGAGUAUUUUAUUGUAGUGGCUCUCCACAAAACCAAAGCUGGAGUGCCUUAUCUGCCGGAGGUCACGCAGCAGUUCCCUCUUAAGCUUGAACGGAGCUUCAAGUUCAUGCGGGAGACAGAGGACCAGUUGAAGGUCAUCCCGCAAUUCUGCUUCCCUGACGCAAAAGACUGGGCGCCUGUCGACAACUUCCCCAGUGAAACAUUCUCAUUUGUGCUGACUGGCGAGGAUGGAAGUCGUCGGUUUGGCUACUGCAGACGAUUACUGCCCAGCGGUAAAGGUCGGAGGCUCCCCGAGGUUUACUGCAUCGUCAGCCGGUUGGGCUGCUUUGACCUUUUUUCUAAGAUCCUGGAUGAAGUAGAGAAGAGAAGAGCCAUUUCUCCUGCCUUGGUGCAGCCUUUCAUGAGAGGCAUCAUGGAGGCUCCUUUUCCUGCUCCGGGACGGACCAUAAGUGUCAAAAACUUCCUCCCUGGAUCUGGAACUGAGGUGAUCGAGCUUUGUCGGCCGUCUGAUUCUCGCCUGGAACACGUCGACUUUGAAUGUCUCUUCUCCUCGUUGAGCCUGCGCCUGCUCCUGCGAGUGUUUGCUUCCCUGCUUCUGGAGCGCAGGGUCAUCUUUACUGCUGACAAACUCAGCACCUUGUCGCAGUGUUGCCAUGCCGUAGUGGCUCUCCUGUACCCAUUCACCUGGCAGCAUACGUACAUUCCUGUGUUGCCGCCUUCCAUGUUGGAUAUUGUGUGCACACCCACACCUUUCAUUGUCGGACUGCUCUCCAGCUCGCUGUCUCGACUCAAAGAACUGCCUAUAGAGGAGGUCCUGGUGGUCGACCUCGGAAACAGCCGCUUCUUACGGCAGAUGGAUGAUGAAGACUCCAUUCUCCCCCACAAGCUGCAGGCAGCUCUGGAACAUGUACUCGAGAAGAGGAGGGAACUGGCCUCGGAUAAAGGAGAUCUGCUCAAUGACUCCAGCUGUCUGAGCACAGUGGUGUCUGAGGCGUUUGUGCGUUUCUUUGUGGAAAUGGUCGGCCAUUACUCGCUCUUCACGAGCGGGUCAGAGCGGGAGGAUGAGUUUUCUCCCGCCUCACCUAGCCCCACCUCCUCCUCCUCUUCGUCGUCCUGCUCCUUGUCCUUUCAGCGGGAGGCCUUUCGUAAGGCGGUCACUUCCAAGAGUUUGAGGAGGUUCCUGGAGGUCUUCAUGGAGACACAAAUGUUUACAGGCUUCAUUCAGGAGAGAGAUUUACGAAGACAGGGCCUUAGAGGUUUGUUUGAGGUGAGAGCACAGGAGUAUCUUGAUGCACUUCCUGGCAGUGAACACCGAGGUGUCAACAAAUUCUUAAAAGGCUUAGGAAACAAGAUGAAAUUCCUCUCCAAGAAGUGAUGCCUCCAACAUGAUAACAAAAGAAGGCAGGAAAAAUAAUACUGAGUGCUCUUUCCGAUGAAAGGAGAACCCUUAAAAGUUGAAUAAACUCUUUCCAAGUUGUGUGUGAACUCCUAUCCCAGAUGAGCUUUCAGUGUAAAGCCAAGCACAGUGUAAAUACUUGAGGAACUUUCCAGACAACUCAUACAUUCCAACUACCGGUCAUUCCCAUAGAAGUUUUGACAUGAGUACAACUUCUUCUUCAACAGGAGGCUUUAAAUUAAUUUAUAUUGUUUUCCUUUGUUUUUUUUCCUUUGUUUUUUUUAAAUCAACAUAAUCUCCUUUUUUGUGUGUGUGCAACUAGUUUGUUCAUGGGCUUUAUUUAACAAGAUCUAGACUUUGUUGGCUGUACGUACCACUUUUUCCAAGUAAAUUAACUGUGUUAUACGUUUAUUAUCAGAGUAGAAAUGAGCACCAAGUGAAAGGCAAAGGAGGAAAAUGUGAAAGAAAAUGAAUGUGAACGCUUCUCUCGAGUGUCAAAAGGUAUAAUGGAUGGAUGUGCGUGUUUGUGUGGUAGGUCAAUCAGUUUGCCUUAACCUUUGAGAAUGGAACUUUAUAAAUAAAGUUGUAAAUGUCUUUUUGA